Molecule: messenger RNA, 1169 nt
Organism: Saitoella complicata NRRL Y-17804
Lineage: Eukaryota; Fungi; Ascomycota; Saitoellomycetes; Saitoellales; Saitoellaceae
Exons: 1
Coding region: 24-1118 (364 amino acids)
Biological process (GO): phospholipid transport; mitochondrion organization
Cellular component (GO): ERMES complex
Molecular function (GO): lipid binding
Source: RefSeq, a predicted model, not a curated record
CACCGACCGUUCUCUGUUGAACCAUGUCCAUCGAACUGAAUUGGGACAAACUUGACCCGUCAAUAGCGUUUUCUCUACGAGACAUCAUAAACGACAAGAUCUCUUCUCUGCCCCUACCGAAGUUUCUUGCAUCUCUUCAUGUCAAUUCCUUUGACGUCGGAUCUACUGCACCUGAGAUUGAAAUAACAGAUCUUGGAGACCCAUAUGCGGAGUUCUAUGAAGACAACUAUGAUUCGGACCAUGAUGAACAUGAGCGAAAUGCCGCUGAGGCACGUGCAGUGAUGGAUUCAAGCACAGAGACAUUGAGAGGAAGAGAUGCGCCAGCACAUGCUGCACAGUUGGAUGGCGAGGACUUUGACAUACGGUCGACUUCAACACAGCCCCCUCCCUACGAUAAUUCGCCUCAAUCAUCACCAGAGAACACUCAUGGGUUCCCACCGCAUAUGCCUUCACACACCAAUUCACAUCGCUCAACACCAUCUUUAUCGGGUAUCUUUCCAAUGCAACUACCACGAUCAAGCACACUCCAUUAUUUCCACCCCCUCGCUCGGCAAACUGCCGGCCUUAACUCUGGUCUCUCAACACCAGGAUGGGGCGCACCACAAGCACAAUCUCCCGAAGCGAGUGAACCAGAUGAGCAUGUCCAACCAGCAAGACCAAGAAUUACUCCAGCAGAGGCGGAGGCACGGCGGAGAGUGGAGGACGUCCAAAUUGUUGCGAAGGUACGAUGGAAGACUGAAGCCAUUCGGAUGUCAAUAUCGGCAGAACUGGUAAUCAACUACCCUUCAGCAGCCUUCGUCACACUUCCUCUUUCUCUAACGUUGACCUCAUUGACUUUUGAGGGUACUGCGAUCAUAACAUACAUGUCUGGUUCAUCAGGCCGUCGUGUACACUUCUGUUUUGUGGAAGAAGGCCAUCCUGAUGCAGCAAUAGGGGCUUCACAAAGCCCAACAGUGGGUGAGAUUUUGAGGGAUAUCAAGAUUGAGUCGGAGAUUGGUGAGAAGGAGAAGGGAGUGUUGAAGAAUGUGGGGAAGGUUGAGAGGUUCCUGUUGGAAAGAUUGCGGAGGGUUGUGGAUGAAGAGUUUGUGUUCCCAAGCUUCUACACAUUCCUCUUAUGAGACGGACGUUCGGUAUACAGGGCGGAGUUCACAUUGCACGAUCUCAUAAUU